Theobroma umbraticum is the source of this 3022-nucleotide messenger RNA. Lineage: Eukaryota; Viridiplantae; Streptophyta; Magnoliopsida; Malvales; Malvaceae. The record is from RefSeq and is a predicted model, not a curated record.
GGCACAAUAGUGCUUAUAUGAACAUGUAGCUUGAUAUGUUAAUUUGACUUUUCAAUUGUACAUUAAAGCACAAUGGUGUCAAUUGGGAAUUUAUUUUUUUUUAUUGUUGUGAUGGAUUUGGUUGGUUAGCUUAAGGUGAAAACCACGUUGUUGUGUUUGGAGAAAUAAAUAAACUUUAAGGUGUGGGCAUAUGGCAUUCUUAUUAUACAUUAAGGUAUAAUAAUGCCAAUAUGUAAAUCAAACUUAUUGGUAUAUGGUGUAUACCUACUUUGCCAUCGAAAGUAUAAUAUGGUUUAAAAUAGAUAUUUAAUAUACUUCUCAUGGCAUUCAUAUUAUGCAAUAAAGGUACAAUGGUGCUUAUGUGAACAUAUAACUUGAUAUGUUAAUUUGACAUUCCGAUAGUACAUUAAGGUAUAAUGGUGUCAAUUGAGAAUUCCUUUUUUAUGUUGUCGUGAUGGAUUUGGUUGGUUAGCUUAAGGUGAGAACUAUUUUGUGGUGUUUGGAGAAAUAAAGAAAUUGUAAGGAAUGGGCAUGUGCCAUUUUCAUUAUACAUUAAGGUAUAAUAGCGUCAAUAUGUAAAUCCAGCAUCUUGGUAUAUGGUGCAUUCCUAUGGAGAAUUCCUUUUACGAAGUUGGAGGCAUGAAGCUGCAGGCUCUAUGUUUAAUUGUACAUAGCUUAAUGGAGGCAUUUUAUGUUUAAUUGUUCUUAGCUUAAUGUAAAGAUGUCUUCUGUGAACAAACUCACAGGUAGAGAUGCACAAUACAGGUUCACGCAUUUCAUAUAUGUUCUCCCAUUUUUAAUUAAUGUUUUCAAGCACAAAUGCAUUUUUUCUCUUUGCAUUCUUCUAUUUUGCAUCUCUCAUCACAAGAUGUUUUGGACUACCACCACUUUCAUUGUUUUAUAUAUUUAUUUUUGGCACAAACCUUUGGUCUUUUAGGAAAAUACUGUUCAUCCCAACACUUUUGUCUCACUUAGUUUAUUGAUUUAGCUGUAAUAUCUAAUCUAUGAAUUAGUUGAGUUACCGUACCAUGUCAGGUAGACUCCACCUUUGAAUUUGUCCAAUAACUACUUGCCGUGUCAAGGAGUACAAAUAUUUGGGAGAAAAAUAACGGGGCAAGUAGCAUGACUUGGUCUUUUAUAUCUCUGUGGUUGUCACUCAGCUGGUUGAAAUUGUUUUAAGUUGUUCGGGUACAUUCAUUUUCAAAUGAAGAUUUGGAGUUUUAUUUUGCUUUAUUAUAUAAAAUUGUAAGUUUUAUACACAAAUACAAGGUAAACUGUUAAGGGAAGCUUGCUUUCUUUAAAAUAACUUUUUUUCUUUUUGCCAUUUAAUUUUUUUUUUAAAACAAAGUGAGCCUAAAAUAAAAUAACUUUGUUUGAGCUCAACAUUUAAGCUCAAGUCAAGUUGCUUGAUAAACUUAAAACAAGUGUGAGCAGCCUACGGUGCUUGGUUAAGAUCUGCUCAUUUACCGUCUUGAGUGCAAACUUGAGGAAUGUGUAGAGCUUGUUUCAAUUGACAUUGUAGCAAAUCAAUUAUUUUUCUCGCUGUAUUUGAGUUCUACAAGUUCUUUGAUCCUAUCCCAAUCGAAAAUGAUGUACUAACAUGACUUCUAUGUGCAGGAAGAUGAAACAAUUAGAAAAAAACAGGCUUUCUUUGCUUUAGAAGAUUGCCUGGAUUCUAAAUUUUGACGGCCAAAAUACUUCCUCACUCUUUGAGUAAACAUCAGACUUUUAUUCAAAGCCACAGAUGGAGGGGUCCCUGAGAUUUUUAAGGCACGAUAAACUCUGCCGAUCAGGUCCAAAUCUCUCCUUGCUCACAGCAUAAACCGAAGGAAAAUGCCUCAAGCUCUUCAGCUCCCCAUUAUUGACUUGUCCUCCGACGAUCGCCUCUCCACUGCCCACCUUAUCCGCCAGGCAUGCGUUGACCAUGGUUUCUUUUAUAUUGUGAAUUAUGGGGUGGAGGAAGAAUUGCUCAAGAAAGUUUUUGAGCAGAGUAAGAAGUUUUUCUCACUCCCGGUUGAAGAGAAGAUGAAAUUGGCUGUCAAGAAUCACAGAGGUUAUACAGGGAUGUACCAAGAGAAACUCGAUACUUCUUUAAGUUCCAAAGGUGACUCGAAAGAAAGCUUCUAUAUUGGUCCACAAACAGAAAAUCACCUGAAUCAAUGGCCUUCUGAAGAAGAUCUACCAUCUUGGAGAAGCACAAUGGAGGCUUACCAUAAAAAAGUGCUGUCUGCUGGGACUAAGGUGAGUUCUUUAAUUGCCCUGGCUUUGAACUUGGAUGAAGAUUUCUUUGAAAAAUUGGGAGCAUUGAAUGAUCCACUGGUGUUUAUGCGCUUGUUACACUAUCCAGGGGAUGUGGACUCCUCUAAGGAAGAAAUGUAUGGUGCUUCUGCUCAUUCUGAUUAUGGAAUGAUCACUCUUCUGCUGACUGAUGGUGUUCCAGGGCUUCAGGUUUGCAGGGAGAAAUCCAAGCAACCACAGGUUUGGGAGGAUGUGCCAAGCAUAAGUGGGGCACUCAUUGUUAAUAUUGGGGACAUGAUGGAGAGGUGGUCUAAUUGUUUGUUCCGGUCAACACUGCACAGAGUGGUGCCAACAGGAGAACGCUACUCCGUGGCAUUCUUUGUAGAUCCCAACAAAGACUGUAUAGUGGAAUGCUUGGAAAGUUGCUGCAGUGAGUCUUGUCCCCCAAGAUUUCCACCCAUCCGUAGCUCAGACUACCUGCAAGAACGCUUUAGAGUUACAGCUACAGCUUCUGUUGAAAAUUAUCUGCUUUAGCUACAGUUAGUCGUCUCAAGCUUUCUGCUGCUAAAUAAGCUGCAGGCCCCAAUCAUGAUUGCAGUAACAUUAAGGACAGUUUAUUAUCUUCAAGUGAAGCAAAUGGAAUUUGCUUUCCUAGCUUGCUUGUUCUAUACAUGCAUUCUUACUUCCUAAUAAAUAUUAUAUUUUAGUUCCCUAUAUAUACUAAUUGAACUUUAUUUAUAAAUGUAGAUCACAUAUAAGUAUAUUUUAUUCUGUUUUAAAUUAA